This is a messenger RNA of Acanthamoeba castellanii str. Neff, 195 nucleotides long. RefSeq lists its product as uncharacterized. Lineage: Eukaryota; Discosea; Longamoebia; Acanthamoebidae. The record is from RefSeq and is a predicted model, not a curated record. Bases 1 to 195 code for a protein of 64 amino acids. Gene Ontology annotation, molecular function: guanyl-nucleotide exchange factor activity. The transcript has 3 exons.
AUGGAGCUCCUCCAUCGGGAGCUGCUGAAGAACACCGCGAGCAACCACCCAGACGACGCAAAGAUUACCAGUGCGCUCGACAAGAUUCAGAAGGUGGUGGCCAGCGUCAACGAGACGAAGCAGUGGGAGGAGGACAUGGCCGCCGUGGCCAGGAUCAAGAGCCAGAUCAAGAACGUCGAGGUGUAUUCCCCUUAG